AUGAGUUCGCUUUCUCACCGGGGCAGAGAAGCCAGGAUUGUCAUAGUGGGUGCUGGGUUCGCAGGUUUGUCUGCGGCAGAAACGUUGGUCAAAGCUGGUUUUCAAAAUGUCCAGGUACUGGAGGCAAUGGGAAGACUGGGAGGAAGAGCCUAUACCAUGAGACCAUUUAGUGAGAAUAUAAUAGAGCUUGGGGCGAACUGGAUCCAUGGUCAGAAGGGAAACCCACUCUUCCAGCUGGCCCAGGAGCACGGCCUGCUCUCGGAAGAGGAUUCGGCCAGAAAAUCAGUCUCUUCUCGUAAUUACUUUUUUAAAGAGGGUGGGAAACAGCUGGCCACCGUGGAUGUCGACAAAAUGUGUUCUCUCUUCGACAAACUUACCGCAAAAGCGUUCGAUUCUGAGCUCGAAAAGAGACACAGGCCCUUAAGCCUGGGAGACUACCUCGACAGGGCAUUCGCCGAAACGCGCCUGGCAGCAUCUGAAGACAGGAGGAGAAUUUUCGAAUGGUGUAAGAGAAAUGAGUGCACAGACGAAGCCUGCUCCUCCCUUUAUGAAGUGUCUGCUUCACAAAUCAGCGAGUACACAGACCUAAAGGGAGAAUUCUUUAACUGUUUAGGCCCCGGAGGCUACCAAGCUCUGCUAGACCUUCUCUUGAAGAGUCUGCCGCCUGAGGCCGUGCUGAAGAAUCAGGCGGUCGAGACCGUCCAGUGGGAUCUGAAGGCGGAAGAGCAGGGACAGGAGCAGAGGUGUCCCGUGAGAGUGGUCUGUGAGAACGGCGAGAGUUACGAGGCUGAUCACGUGAUCGUGACCGUGUCUUUAGGGGUCCUGAAAGAGCGAGCCAGGACCAUGUUCACACCAGCCUUGCCAAAAUCCAAACUGUGUGCUGUUGAGAGGCUGGGCUUCGGCACGGUGGACAAGAUCUACCUGCAGUUCAGUGAGCGCUUCUGGCCGGAGGACUGUGCCGGUAUUCAGCUGGUGUGGAACCAGGGCCCCGAGGACAAAGACGUGUACAGUUGUGAUUGUGAGGGAGAGUCUUGGAAAGACACGUGGUUUAAGAAGAUCUGUGGUUUUGAUACGGUCGCCCGUCACCCCACGGUCCUCUGCGGUUGGAUCACGGGCAGAGAGGCCCUUUAUAUGGAGUCACUGAGGGACAGUGAAGUGAGAGAUGUUUGUGUGAGGCUGCUCGAGUCCUUCACUGGUUGGGCUGUUCCUGAGGUAUGCCAGGUGCUGGUUUCCAGGUGGGGUCAUGACCCCUUUGUGAGUGGGGCCUACUCCUUCAUCCCAAAGAAUGUGAACGGUGUACAGGAGCAAAAGGCGUUAUCAGCACCCUUACCCCCCAGGUCGAAACACUCAACGAGAAAGCCUCUACAGGUGCUGUUUGCAGGGGAAGCCACCCAUGUCAAUUUCUACACCACCACCCACGGGGCCUACCUGUCAGGAGUCCGAGAAGCGCAAAGACUCAUCAGCCAUUACGCCCAUAAAACACAGAAUUCGUAG
This is a messenger RNA of Chanos chanos (milkfish), 1494 nucleotides long. Its product is annotated as peroxisomal N(1)-acetyl-spermine/spermidine oxidase-like. NCBI's taxonomy places the organism in Eukaryota, Metazoa, Chordata, Actinopteri, Gonorynchiformes, Chanidae. Gene Ontology annotation, molecular function: polyamine oxidase activity. The record is from RefSeq and is a predicted model, not a curated record. The transcript is spliced from 3 exons. Bases 1 to 1494 code for a protein of 497 amino acids.